This is a messenger RNA of Sphaerodactylus townsendi, 8435 nucleotides long. It is a transcript of the gene NOS1, whose product is annotated as nitric oxide synthase 1. The coding region runs from base 552 to 4883 and encodes 1443 amino acids. The transcript has 29 exons. Gene Ontology annotation, molecular function: NADP binding; FMN binding; flavin adenine dinucleotide binding. Gene Ontology annotation, biological process: nitric oxide biosynthetic process. The record is from RefSeq and is a predicted model, not a curated record. NCBI's taxonomy places the organism in Eukaryota, Metazoa, Chordata, Lepidosauria, Squamata, Sphaerodactylidae.
CCCCUCCCCCCUCCCAACACACAAACCCCGAUCCGGUGAGAAGCGGAGCGGCAGCCGUGAAGGGGCGGGGAAGAAGGGAAGGGAAGGAGCGCCCGUGGAAACCGCAGCCGCUCCGGAGUCAGCCACCCCCGAAGGACUCGACGGAGGGGGACGCCGCCUGGCACCAGAUGAAAAUGUGAAGUGGAACUCCAAUCCCCAGGGCUCUGCCAGCAUUCUGGUUUCUCUGAGAAGCUGCACAUCCAGGAGAUAUUUGGUUCAGUUCCUGCUCUUCUCUGCCCAGCGUUUACUUGUUGUGGAGAAACGGCCAGAGAAUAAGAGUGACCCGGAGCUGGUGAUCAACAAGUGGGGCCCUGCAGAACAUACAGUAGGUGAUCAGUGCAACGUGUUUGAAAGCCAAAGAAACAACCUAUCCUAGUGAAGUGCUCACAAACAGAGAGCAAGCGAAAGAGAGCGCCCUGUGUUCUUCCCUCUAGUUUCUGCUAAACGGUCACAGACCAAUAGAGAGACGCUACGCACUGCUUGCUCUCAGCCAUUGGGCUUGAAGAUUUACAAUGGAAGAGAAUGUGUUCAGUGUGCAGCAGAUUCAGCCCAACGUCAUCUCGGUGAGGCUUUUCAAGCGCAAGGUUGGGGGUCUCGGGUUCCUCGUGAAGGAACGCAUCAACAAACCACCGGUGAUCAUCUCAGACUUGAUCCGAGGAGGGGCAGCGGAACAAAGUGGCCUUAUUCAGAGGGGGGACAUUAUCCUAGCAGUCAAUGGAAGGCCCUUGGUGGAUAUGAACUAUGGAAAUGCUCUGGAGGUCCUAAGGAGCGUCGCCUCGGAAACCUACGUCGUUCUCAUCUUGAGAGGCCCCGAAGGUUUCACCACUCAUUUAGAGACUACUUUCACCGGCGACGGGACACCAAAGACUGUCCGAGUCACCCGGCCCUUGUGUACGACCCCAACUUCGGUUGACUUGCCGUCCAGUCCGAGAAUCCCCACCACAGAUCAGCAGGAAGGGGUGGACCUCACGAUGGGCGGUUCUGUCAGUUCUCGAUGUGCCCGAGAAAAUGGGCAAGGGGACCAGACUUUGGUGCACGUCAACGGGGUGGUUUCUGGCACCGUUGCAGGGGACUCCCUGAAAGAUAACAGCGACGACAUUUCUGAGCGUUGCCUGAACGGUAGUGUUGAAAACAGUGAACUGUUGAAAGAGAUCAAGCCGGUCUUGGACCUUCUGAAUAACAGCAAGGAACUCAACGGAGAAACACAGUCCAAGAUGGACAAACAAGAUGCCGAGGUCCAGGUGGAUAGUCUCAGGGAAGAAGACCAAAAGUCUGUGAAGUCGCUGCCAGCUGGGAUGGAGAAUGAUCGAGUCGUCAAUGACCACUGGGGAAAGACGGAAACGUCUGCUGUUGUGAGCAACGCCUCCUCAGAAAACAACCAGCCACCCCCUUCAGGCCGGCAAUCGCCAACCAAGAGCCUGGUGAACGGGAGCCCUUCCAAGUGCCCACGCUUUGCUAAAGUCAAGAACUGGGAGACGGGCUCUGUGUUCAAUGAUACCUUGCAUCUCAAGAGUACCAUGGUGACGCCCUGUACCGAGGAUGUCUGCAUGGGUUCCGUCAUGUACCCUUCCCAACAAGUCCGGAGGCCGGAAGACGUCAGGACGAAGGAGCAGCUGCUCCCGCUAGCGAAAGAAUUCAUCGAUCAGUACUAUUCCUCUAUCAAGAGGUUUGGCUCCAAAGCUCACAUGGAGAGGCUGGAAGAAGUAACCAAGGAGAUUGAAGCGACGGACACUUACCAGCUGCGAGAUACGGAGCUGAUCUACGGAGCGAAGCAUGCCUGGCGCAAUGCCUCCCGCUGCGUGGGCAGGAUUCAGUGGUCCAAGUUGCAGGUGUUUGAUGCCCGGGACUGCACCACCGCCCACGGGAUGUUCAACUACAUUUGCAACCACAUAAAAUAUGCCACUAACAAAGGGAAUCUCAGGUCUGCCAUCACCAUAUUUCCCCAGAGGACUGACGACAAACACGACUUCCGAGUCUGGAAUUCUCAGCUCAUCCGAUAUGCCGGCUAUAAGCAGCCAGAUGGCACCAUCCUAGGAGACCCGGCCAGUGUUGAGCUGACAGAGAUCUGCCUCCAGCAAGGGUGGAAACCUCCCAGGGGCCGCUUUGACAUCCUGCCGCUCCUUCUCCAAGCCAAUGGCAAUGACCCUGAACUCUUCGAAAUCCCACCCGAGCUGGUGCUGGAAGUACCCAUUCGGCACCCCAAAUUCCCCUGGUUUAAGGACUUGAAGCUGCAGUGGUACGGCUUGCCGGCUGUUGCCAAUAUGCUACUAGAGGUCGGAGGCUUGGAGUUCUCCGGCUGCCCCUUUAGCGGCUGGUACAUGGGGACUGAGAUCGGAGUCCGUGAUUACUGCGAUAAUUCUCGCUACAACAUCCUGGAGGAAGUUGCCAAGAAGAUGAACUUGGACAUGCGGAAGACCUCUUCGCUGUGGAAGGACCAGGCCUUGGUGGAGAUCAACAUUGCUGUCUUGUACAGCUUCCAGAGUGACAAAGUGACCAUUGUGGACCAUCACUCCGCCACCGAAUCCUUCAUCAAGCAUAUGGAGAACGAAUACCGGUGCCGAGGAGGGUGCCCCGCUGACUGGGUCUGGAUUGUCCCCCCAAUGUCUGGCAGCAUCACCCCUGUGUUCCACCAGGAAAUGCUCAAUUACAGACUCACCCCUUCAUUUGAAUACCAGCCUGACCCUUGGAACACGCAUGUCUGGAAGGGCAUCAACGGCACUCCUACCAAGAAGAGAGCCAUCGGGUUUAAAAAGCUGGCUAAAGCGGUGAAGUUUUCUGCCAAGCUGAUGGGGCAGGCGAUGGCGAAGAGGGUGAAGGCCACCAUCCUGUAUGCCACAGAAACAGGGAAGUCCCAGGUCUAUGCAAAAACCCUGUGUGAAAUCUUCAAGCAUGCCUUUGAUGCCAAGGUGAUGUCAAUGGAUGAGUAUGACACCGUCCACCUGGAGCAUGAAACCUUAGUGCUAGUGGUCACCAGCACCUUUGGCAAUGGAGACCCACCUGAGAAUGGCGAGAAAUUUGGCUGUGCUCUGAUGGACAUGAGGAAUCCAAACUCCAACCUGGAAGAGAGGAAGAGCUACAAGGUGCGUUUCAAUAGCGUCUCCUCUUAUUCCGAUGUCCAGAAGUCCUCGAGUGAUGGACUGGAAUCCCAGGACAACUUUGAGAGCACUGGACCUCUGGCUAACGUCAGGUUCUCCGUCUUUGGCCUGGGGUCACGUGCCUACCCCCACUUCUGCGCCUUUGCCCGCGCUGUGGACACUCUCUUGGCGGAACUGGGAGGAGAACGCAUCCUGAGAAUGGGAGAAGGGGAUGAGCUGUGUGGGCAAGAGGAAUCCUUCAGGACGUGGGCCAAGAAGGUCUUCAAGGCAGCGUGUGAUGUGUUCUGCGUGGGCGACGACGUCAACAUCGAGAAGGCCAACAACUCCCUCAUCAGCAACGACCGGAGCUGGAAGAGGAGCAAGUUCCGCUUGACUUACGUAGCCGAGGCCCCUGAACUGACGCAAGGUUUAUACAGCGUCCAUAAAAAGCGAGUCUUUGCAGCCCGGUUUCUAACGCGUCAGAAUUUGCAAAGCCCCAAGUCCAGCCGCUCCACAAUCUUCCUGCGGCUUCACACUAAUGGGCAACAGGGGCUACAUUACUUCCCUGGAGAUCACCUGGGCGUGUUUCCAGGCAACCAUGAAGAGCUGGUCAGUGCCUUGAUCGAACGGCUUGAAGAUGCGCCUCCCACCAACCAGCUGGUGAAGGUGGAACUCUUGGAAGAAAGAAAUACGGCUUUAGGUGUCAUCAGCAACUGGACAGACGAGAACCGUAUUCCGCCCUGUACUAUCUUCCAGGCGUUCAAAUACUACCUGGACAUCACCACCCCUCCCACCCCUCUCCUGUUACAGCAGUUUGCCUUGCUGGCCACCAACGAGAAGGAGAAGAAACGCCUCCAGGUUCUCAGCAAAGGUCUGCAGGAGUUUGAGGAGUGGAAAUGGUCCAAGAACCCCACCCUAGUUGAAAUUCUGGAAGAAUUCCCAUCGGUGCAGAUGCCCUCGACCCUCCUCUUGACUCAGCUUCCGUUGCUUCAGCCUCGCUACUAUUCCAUUAGCUCCUCCCCUGACAUGUACCCUGAUGAGGUCCACCUCACCGUGGCUGUGGUCUCCUAUCGCACCAGAGAUGGGGAAGGACCAUUACAUCAUGGGGUCUGUUCCUCCUGGUUCAACCGGAUACAGACAGACGAAGUGGUGCCAUGUUUUGUCAGAGGAGCUCCUGGAUUCCACAUGCCAAAAGACCCACAGGUUCCCUGCAUCCUGAUUGGUCCUGGGACAGGAAUAGCUCCUUUCCGGAGCUUCUGGCAACAGCGGCUCUUUGAUGUGAAGCACCAAGGGCUGAAGCCUUCGCCCAUGACUCUGGUCUUUGGUUGCCGACAGUCCAAGAUAGACCACAUUUACAAAGAGGAGACCCUAUUGGCCAAAAGCAAAGGGGUCUUCAAGGAGCUCUACACAGCCUACUCUCGGGAGCCAGACAAACCAAAGAAAUAUGUGCAAGAUAUCCUCCAGGAACAGCUGGCAGGAUCCGUUUACAAGGCGCUGAAGGAGCAAGGUGGUCACAUCUAUGUUUGUGGAGACGUCACCAUGGCUGGUGAUGUUCUCAAGACCAUCCAGAGCAUUGCGAGGCACCAGGGCAAGUUGGCAGCAGAAGAGGCCAGUGCUUUCAUUAGCAAACUAAGGGAUGACAACCGCUACCAUGAAGAUAUAUUUGGAGUUACCUUGCGCACCUACGAAGUGACUAACCGCCUCCGAUCUGAGUCGAUUGCGCACAUUGAGGAGAGCAAGAAAGACACGGAUGAGGUUUUUUGUUCCUAACCACCACCGUGUUGCCCCUGAUGGGACGCCAAGCCAGUCCAGUCAGAGUAGUUCCUGCUGCUCCCAAGAGGGCUAGGUUCUGUACUGACCCGUCCACAUCCGUUCCUUUUCUCCAGGGACUUGACGGCCCACGACAAAUGCUCUUCUGUGUCUCCUCCUGUUGUUGUCUCCUGAAGGAUGUGUCGCAGACGGAGAGAAAAAACCGCGGAUGAAGAUGGCCGUCUUUCUUUUCCCCCUCCCUCUCUCACGUCCUGUGACAGUUUCUUUUUCUCUCCGUGUGCCCUCCUCUGAAGCUCCCCAAGGUUGAAGCUGCUGCAUGGUUUUUUGUAACCCAGGUAAGUGGCUCUUACUUAAUAAUAAACGUUCACAAAACGAAGAAAAAAAACUUGUCUUCUUCCUCCGUCCUCUCGUGGAUGAUUUGUGCCAUUGUUGCUGCUGGGAUGAAAUCGCCCACCUCCAUGCGAUCAGAUGCAAGGCUCUUCAAGUCUGGGCCAGGGCUUGGGUCUGAGGGUCGAGUUGGGUUUCUGUCCGGGAAGCAGUACAAAAAUACAGAGAGCUGCUCUUGUUUGCUAAAAUCUUGGCCCAGCAUGAUCUGCUUCAGCCAGUGGGCCAUGUUUUUCCUUCCCUGUUGUUUUUUUCUGGGUUGGGGGAGAGGUAGGGCGGGUUGAGCGGGAAGGUGGUGGCGGCUGCUCUACCAGCCUUGUUCUUGCACAGAGUCUUGGUCCUCUGGAGGGCUGGAUCAGUCUGUGACAAACAGGUAAUGGUUUCACCUAUGACAGCAUGCUGUGUUCUGUUUGCAUUGUUUUAACAUUCACCAUCACACCUGCCUUGUCCUCCUUUCCCAUUUAUCUCCUGAGAUCUCAGUCCUCAUCCAUGUAUCUUAACCAGGGCUGCAGCCAAGGCAUUUAGCACCCUGUCCGGAGCACUGAUUUUUCCCGUCGAAGAAUUGCGUGAAAAACAGGAUUUGUAAUUUAUUACCCAACUGCUUCUGUUUAAAGAACGAGAGCUGGUUUUUAGGAUCAGAAAAUAUCAGAUAUUUAUUUUUUUAAUCCACGGCAGCAGGUGUUACUCCAAAGCGGUGAGGCUAUCAGGUCCAUCCAUCGGCUCUGUGUAGCCACGAUCUAUCUCAAGGCGCAUUUUUCAAGUUUACUGUUUUACUAAGUGAUCGUGAAAUAAAUACACCCUUUUCCCCACCCCCUGGGCUGCUUUGAGUUUGCACAUGGCAGGGUGCUAUAAGGAGUAGCUCAUUUAAGGAAGUAAAAUCAAGCAAGUAAAAUCUUUUGGAAUGUGACAAAUGAUGCUCAUUCUUAUUAGACAGUCUUUUUUUCAGACACUGCCAAUUUUUAGGUUAGAAAUGCAAAGAUAUUUGGACAUAAAGACAAAGUUCAGGAUCUUCUUCUGCUGUGGGGAAGUUGAUGGUUUUCCAUUCAUGUCUUUGAAGCUCCGGCAAGCAAUAUGGCAACCUGACCUAGUCCAAAUGGGCUGUUUUUGGCACUGUCCUGAAUGCUAAAAUUGCGACUGCAGCACUAUUUGACUACUAGACUAGAAGGCUGUGCCCAGGCUUAAAGGACAUGGGUGGGGAAAUGACAUGUUGUCAGAAGAUCCUGCUGUGACUCAGGCCUUGUUCCCCCACCCCUCUCGUAGCUCCACAGAUGUCUUCACCUCCUCUUGCAAGGCAAAAAGUAACAGCUGAUGCCAAAGGGCUCCUAGUGCAGAACUUAAGGUCAAGGGAGCUGCAGAGAGAAUCGCCCCAUUCACUCCUGCUCAUAGUUUCCCAAGCUGCUUGUAACUCUCACUGUAACCCUAUGGAUACUUUCUUGGGCAUGCCCUUUUAGUAACAUGGGACUUGCUUAUUACUACAACAGUUUAAGAUUGCUCCCUCUCGUGUUUAAUCUCAGUCUUUUCUGGGUCACUUUGCGCCUCGCUUUUUAAAAAAUGAAAAUGUUUAACGUUUUAAGUAUACAUUGGUGGUGGUGGAGAAACUUGAUCUGUCAAAAUGGCAAAGAAGUGCUUGAGACUGGCACACUUGUCAGUUUGCCGUGUUCAGCGAAUGCUCAGAGGCAAGCUCGGUUUUGGCUCUGUAUAGGGUAUGAAACAGGCCCGGGUACCAGAGUUACCCAGUCUUUUCCCACUACGUUCAAAUCUAAGAAUAUCCUUAUUUUGACACACAGAAAUGGCAGCCCAAGAUACAGAUCUAUGGCUUGAAAGAGUUCCGGAAAUCUGGUCUUGGUCAUGCUUCACACCUGCUUUUUAGCGCCAUGUUUUUGGCUCAGUAUAUAGAAUAAUUUCUCCCUGACAACUCUGUGUCUGGUCUGUACCACUUCACACGUUGCACGUGGAGGCCUGCACAAUUCAAAUUCCCCUUCAGACGAAGACAUUCCCUUCACAAGUGGUUUUGUUUUUACUGAACUCAUUUGCCGUUCUUUAAUCCAUUUUCCAACCCUCAGUUCUCACUUUUAAAUGAAAGCUGCUGCCUUCUCCAAGUUAAGGACAGGCAUGAGGCAUCACGUGCACAAGAUAACAGAGCUUGGACUUUUGAAAGCUUAUACCCCGAAAAUCUGCUGUAUCCACAUAUAGUUGUUCUAUGGCAGACCAACAUGGCUGCCCUCUGAAAUUAUAUGCAUAAGACAGUGUACUGGAAUUGUUGUAUAAAGGCUGGUUCAAGGAAAUCAGGAGAAGCGGUUGGAGAGGAUCUUCAGGUAGCCUGGAAGUUUCCCUGAGUUAGGCCUGGUCUAUACAAGCAGUGAAAUAAAGAGACAGUCUUGAGAUGAUAAAAUAGCCACUACCACUUCAGACUCCCCCUCGCCCCCAGGAGCCUUCUGUGGUGACUCUCCUGUGGUCACCAUUUUGGAAUGUUCCUCCGUCAGAAGUCUUCCCCCCAGCAAGAGGGACAGAGAUUCUGGCUCAUCUCCCAUUGCUGGUGUUCCAGUUUUCUAUUGUGAUGUACAUCAUAUGUCAAUUGGUCAGGAUCUUAGCAUCUUAGGAGCAAGAGAAGAGCCUUACUCGAUCUGAGCUGUGGUUCAUCUAGUUUGGGGAUCUGCAACACGGUGCCCACUAAGUGCUUUUAACAAAAGUGGUCGAAGGGCAGGUCGGGCAAAGCUUUUGACUGCCGAAUGGAGAGUUGAUUGGCUAUGCAGAUUUUUAAACAGUUAUUUGACUGCAGCUGCUCCUGUACCACAAGGAUCUUCACUGUGUGACUGAGGUAUAGCAGUCAUUCUGCGGCAGCCAUUUUGUGGCUCACACACCACCCUGUCUUUGAAUUCCAAAGGUGGCCACAGGCUGAAAAAGGUUGGGGACCCCUAAUGUAGUUUAUGAUCCUUUUCCCCACAUGGACCAAUCAGUCGUUCAUAUGCAAGAUCCUUAGGCUAACUCCACCUCCUGUUGUUACUCCCUAGCACUCGAUAUUCCAGAAUUGCCUAAUUUGCUCGUUGCUCUUUAAAAACCAUCUUCACUUCACUUCAGCUGACUUUUUAAAAAGAAGCCGCUUGAUAUUUCCUUUCAGCAAAGUAUAGAAUGGAGACAUCAACACUGUUGAAAAAAAAUAUGAGAUUU